This is a messenger RNA of Schistosoma margrebowiei, 1850 nucleotides long. Lineage: Eukaryota; Metazoa; Platyhelminthes; Trematoda; Strigeidida; Schistosomatidae. The record is from the annotation of a GenBank genome assembly.
AUGAUACCCUUUACUGAAUCUUGUGGAAACUAUGCACGUGUACCACCGAUUACCGAUAUACACAGCACCUACCAUAUACAACCAAAUCACUCGAAUGGAUCUAGUUCAACUUAUCCAUCCAGUGAAAAUACUGUCUGUUCUCGAAGAGGAAGACGAUCAACUGUUCCACCUGAAAUCAGAGAACAAACACGUCGGUUGAAGAAACAAAAUAUGGAACGUAGACGACGUGCAUGUAUCUCGGAUAAAAUGAAUGCAUUGCAUAAUUUAGCAAUGAAUCUUAUUGGAAUUGAUCCAAACAAAUAUCAUAAAGUUGAGAAAGCCGAUAUCUUGAAUUUGUGUCAAAGUGUAUUUGAAGGAAUUACAAACAUUGCAAAAGAUGAACCUGAAUUCCAAGAACGUUUAAGAAAAUUACGUUACAAUUUGAAUGAGAUCUCAAACUCUUCCUCAAUAUCCUCAACAACAACAAUAACAACAACAACAUCAUCACCGUCAUUAUUUACAUCAACAAGUAAUUCCUCAUCAAAUGUCAAUGAAGAUAUAAAAAAUAUUGUGAAUGUGAAUGGGAAUGGCAAUUCACUAAGAAAAUUCACUCGACAUCCACAUCACCAUCGUUCCUAUCAUCAAAGUCAACAACAUUCACACUCUAAUACCUCUAUUUCUUGUUCGACGAUGAAUACCACUACUACUACUACGCCAAUGUUCAGUGCCCUGAAAAUCUCGUCUCCAGUGCCAACUUGUGAUAAUGUCGACCAGAAAAUUGAUGAAGACAAUAAGGAGAACAGAAUACCGAGAUUGAUAAUAAGAAAUACUUCAUCGAUUGAACAUUACAGCACUCCUUAUCUUAACAAUGUUAUUAUCAAUAGUACCUGUAAUUCAACUCCAAUCUCCUCCUAUGUCACUUAUACCUCCGCCUCCACCUCUUCAUCAACAUCAGCAUCAUUCUCAUCAUCUUCCGUCACAUCAACUCCAGUGAAUAAUCUGCAUUCACGAGUUAAUGGAUUGAUGAUGCAAUGGCAGUCGACACCGUUACAAUAUAAUGACAAAUACAAUUCAUUAUUGAGUGAUUCUGAUAGUGGUUUUUUCAGUAGUGGAACUCAGUCAGUGGGAUUCACACCGAAUGCGAAUAAUGUAGUUGGUGUUAGUAGGACAAAUGUGAGUAUGGAUUCUGCUCAAUCUACAGACUUGUGUUCUGUGAAAUUACCAAACAUAGAUCAGAGAUCCUGUAAUGUAUUUAUGAAUUGUAUGAGAAAUAUGUCGUCAAUAUCACCUUCGUCAUUGUCAUGUGAUGAUCAUUUGUCAGCUUUCACUGUGCCUGUAAGGCGAUCGGGAUUAGUUGAAAUGAAUAAAUCCGUUGAUCUACAUAAUACCAGUGUUCGACAUAGUAAAUUGGAUAAUGCAUUGAUGAACGAUUCUAUGAGUUGUACGAGAGGAUUAAUCUCUUCAUCUACUGAAGUUGCAUCUGAGACAAUAAAUACUAAACAUCCAGUAAUGUGGAGACCAUACUUAGAUUAGAAUUGAUGAUGAUUUCGGUUUCUUUUUCUUGUAAAUAUUUAAAACAGAUUUCAUUUUAAGAUUAUUUCACAUUUGAUUUUUAUCAUUUAUUUUAAACAGAAUAUAUGCCAAUUUUAGUUUUUUUAAUUCUGUACAGAUUCAAAUUGGAGUUCUUUAAUUAACAGGAUUCUACAUUUUAUCCAUAAAAUAGUAUUUUUUAAAAAAAAUGUUUGUUUCAAUAAAUAAUUAUGAAAUUUAGUUACAUUCGUUUUGCGUUAAUUCUAGUCUGUAAUUACCUUCGUUCCAUUUUCGUGAUUGUCGCUCGGACAUUUGUUUGUCGAGUGAUUGUUAUACUGUGC